Cajanus cajan (pigeon pea) is the source of this 777-nucleotide messenger RNA. Lineage: Eukaryota; Viridiplantae; Streptophyta; Magnoliopsida; Fabales; Fabaceae. The record is from RefSeq and is a predicted model, not a curated record.
AUGCAAUGGUUCAAUAAGUUUUCUUCCACUCUUAAAGCCCAUGGGUUCACUCAAUCCAGGAAUGAUUACUCCUUGUUUACUUGUGGUAAUGAUACUAAUCUUGUUACCUUGAUUGUUUAUGUAGAUGACAUCAUUGUUGCUGGACCAAAUGCUACUAGAAUCCAUCAAGUUCAAACCACUUUGCAGAAAAUUUUCAAGCUCAAGGUUCUCGGAGAUCUCAAAUAUUUCCUCGGAUUAGAGAUUGCUAGAAGUAGUAAAGGGAUCAAUUUAUGUCAGCGAAAAUAUGUUCUUGAAUUACUUAGUGAUACUGGAUUUUUAGCCUCCAAGCCCACUAGUCUUCCCAUGGAUCCAAACAACAAUCUUAAUGCUGAAAUUGGUGACUUAUUGCCUGAUCCUUCUUUAUACAGAAGGCUUAUUGGAAGGCUUCUAUACCUAACUAUUUCUAGACCUGAUAUUACAUAUGUUGUUCAUAAGCUAAGUCAAUUCAUGCAAAGUCCAACAAACAUUCCUCUCAAAGUUGUUCAUCAUUUGCUGCAAUAUCUAAAAGGCACACCAGGUCAAGGAAUUCUAUUUCCAGCUAACUCUACAUUACAAUUAACUGUUUAUUGUGAUGCAGAUUGGGCAGGAUGCUUAAGUACCCGUAGAUCAACCACUGAAAAUUUAGGAAGGCAGAGAUCCACAACCAUAGCUGUGGAUUUGGAGCUCGAGCUGUGGAAAUCUGGGAAGGAAUUAGAAAUCCAGAAAGUUGCAACUAUAGUUGUGGAUCUGCAGCUAUAG